Elaeis guineensis (African oil palm) is the source of this 1338-nucleotide messenger RNA. RefSeq names its product ribosome-recycling factor, chloroplastic. Gene Ontology annotation, molecular function: ribosomal large subunit binding. The record is from RefSeq and is a predicted model, not a curated record. Gene Ontology annotation, biological process: plastid translation. NCBI's taxonomy places the organism in Eukaryota, Viridiplantae, Streptophyta, Magnoliopsida, Arecales, Arecaceae. Gene Ontology annotation, cellular component: chloroplast.
GCAUUUGCUACACUCGAAGCGCAUGUAGAUCAGCAUCACCUACGCUCAUCAGAGCCGUCCAUUCAUCCAUCAAACAGAACCAAUCAGACGCACCCCAUAGCAGCAAUUAACGUCUCAGAAACUUCCAGUCCGACGUCCCUUAUCCGCAGCUCAUCAUCCCCUUCGUCUCCCUCGCGCCGCCGUCCGCCCAUGGCGCUCCAACCCUUCUCGUCCGCCACCGCCACACGGAGGCUGACCCCUUCGUCUCUUCUCCUUGCUUCGAGAACAGGUAACAAUCACUCUGGAUGCCCUGGUACAUGCAUGAAUAAGUUCUCAUGGAGCUCUACUGCAAACUAUGUAAGACUACAGGUGGGUAGUGCUUUCUCAAGCAGGCACUUGGCUACUAAACUCAUCAAGAAGAGAGCAGGAGUCUUGAGGUGUGCAACUAUUGAAGAAAUUGAAGCUGAGAAAUCUGUGAUUGAGAAGGGUGCUAAAGAGAAGAUGGAAAAGACCAUUGAAACAGUUCGAGGAAAUUUUAAUGCAGUGAGGACAGGGAGAGCAAAUCCUGCCAUGCUUGACCGGGUUGAGGUUGAGUACUAUGGAAGUCCAGUCAGCUUGAAAAGCAUUGCACAGAUCAGUACUCCAGAUGGAAGAUCACUCCUUGUGCAGCCAUAUGACAAGUCUUGCCUAAAAGCUAUUGAGAAGGCUAUAGUCAAUUCUGAUAUUGGUUUGACGCCAAAUAAUGAUGGAGAAGUCAUAAGAUUGAGCAUUCCUCAGCUGACAUCUGAGCGAAGAAAGGAAUUGUCAAAAGUUGUUGCUAAACUGGCUGAGGAAGGAAAGGUAGCUAUUAGAAAUAUAAGGAGAGAUGCCAUCAAAGCCUAUGAGAAACUUGAGAAGGAGAAAAAGCUUUCUGAAGAUAAUGUUAAAGAUUUGUCAAGUGAUCUGCAGAAAGUGACAGAUGAAUACAUGAAGAAGAUUGAUUCCAUCCAGAAACAAAAGGAAAAGGAAUUGCUGACAGUAUAGCUAUCUAAAAGCAUGUACAAAUUCCUGUGUGAUAUCAACUGGCAGUUUUUGACUUGGGUAUCUGUUGGCAACUGGUCGUGAAUAGAGUGGAGCUGCUGUAUGUGUUUUUGAGAGGAUUUUGAUGGAUGAUGAUUCCAAUGAAGCACCAAACUUGCAAGGUUAUUGUUGUGGACUUGGUACAUAAAUCAUGUUUCUUGCUUAAAUUUUUUCCUCGUUUGAUUUUGUAAAGAUCAACAAGGUUCAACAAAUUUCUUUAUUUUGAGGAUUAGUGCUCUUCUAGAUGCAAAAUUACUAAGAUGCAGUAAGUAUUUUUAGCUGCCAUGAGCAAAUCCUGCU